Molecule: messenger RNA, 1671 nt
Organism: Pipistrellus nathusii (Nathusius's pipistrelle)
Lineage: Eukaryota; Metazoa; Chordata; Mammalia; Chiroptera; Vespertilionidae
Source: the annotation of a GenBank genome assembly
AUGUUCGCCUCCUGCCGCUGCGUGCCGAGAGGCAGGGGGACCAUGAAGAUGAUCCACUUUCGGAGCUCCAGCACCAAAUCGCUCAGCCAGGAGAUGAAAUGCACCAUCCGGCUGCUGGACGACUCGGAGAUCUCCUGCCACAUCCAGAGGGAGACCAAAGGGCAGUUUCUCAUUGACCACAUCUGCAACUACUACAGCUUGCUGGAGAAGGACUACUUCGGCAUUCGUUAUGUGGACCCAGAGAAACAGCGGCACUGGCUUGAACCGAACAAGUCCAUCUGCAAGCAAAUGAAAUCUCAUCCACCAUACACCAUGUGCUUUAGAGUGAAAUUCUACCCACAUGAACCCCUGAAGAUUAAAGAAGAGCUCACAAGGUACCUUUUGUACCUGCAGAUUAAGAGAGAUAUUUUCCACGGUCGAUUACUCUGCUCCUUCUCAGAUGCUGCCUACCUGGGUGCAUGUAUCAUUCAAGCUGAGCUCGGUGAUUACGAUCCUGAUGAGCAUCCUGAGAAUUACAUCAGUGAGUUUGAGAUUUUCCCUAAGCAAUCACAGAAGCUGGAAAGAAAAAUGGCAGAAAUCCAUAAAAGCGAGCUCAGAGGCCAGAGCCCGCCGGUUGCUGAAUUUAACUUACUCCUGAAAGCUCACACUUUGGAAACCUACGGGGUAGAUCCUCACCCAUGCAAGGAUUCAACAGGCACAACCACAUUUUUGGGAUUCACUGCUGCAGGCUUUGUAGUAUUUCAGGGAAAUAAGAGAAUCCAUUUGAUAAAAUGGCCAGAUGUCUGCAAAUUGAAGUUUGAAGGGAAGACAUUUUAUGUGAUUGGCACCCAGAAGGAGAAAAAAGCCAUGCUGGCAUUCCAUACCUCAACACCAGCUGCCUGCAAACAUCUUUGGAAGUGUGGGGUGGAGAACCAGGCCUUUUAUAAGUAUGCCAAGUCCAGUCAGAUCAAGACUGUGUCCAGCAGCAAGAUCUUUUUUAAAGGAAGUAGAUUCCGAUACAGCGGAAAGGUUGCCAAAGAGGUGGUGGAGGCGAGUUCCAGAAUCCAGAGGGAGCCUCCAGAGGUGCACAGAACCAACAUUACCCAGAGCCGCAGUUCCCACUCCUUGAACAAACAGCUCAUUAUUAACAUGGAGCCCCUGCAGCCCUUGCUGCCUGCCCCCAGCGAGCAGGAAGAGGACCUUCCCCCGGGUGAGGGUAUUCCUUUGCCCAAAGAAGAUGCCAUUUCUGCCCCCUUGAUCUCCAGCUCACCAGUGAAAGAAGCUCGGGAGUAUGAAGAACCCCCAAGCGAAGAGGAAGAUAAAAUAAAAGAAGAGCCUCUGACUAUCUCUGAACUGUCAUACAACCCCAGUGCAAGCCUGCUCCCCACCCCAGUUGAUGAUGAUGAGAUUGACAUGCUCUUUGACUGUCCAUCUAGGCAAGAGUUGGAAAGAGAAGACUUGGAUUCAUUUGAGGAACUGGAAGCAGAUGAAAAUGCCUUUUUGAUGGCCGAAGAAGAGGAGCUAAAGGAGGCUCACCGAGCUUUGUCGUGGAGCUAUGACAUUCUGACCGGCCACAUUCGGGUGAACCCACUGGUCAAGAGUUUUUCCAGGCUCCUUGUGGUGGGCCUGGGGCUGCUGCUCUUUGUAUUCCCCCUGCUCCUCCUCCUUUUGGAGUCAGUCUCCAUGCAGUAA